Messenger RNA from Mangifera indica (mango), 2515 nucleotides. RefSeq lists its product as uncharacterized. The transcript has 4 exons. Gene Ontology annotation, biological process: regulation of DNA-templated transcription. The coding region runs from base 1065 to 2219 and encodes 384 amino acids. Gene Ontology annotation, molecular function: transcription coregulator activity. NCBI's taxonomy places the organism in Eukaryota, Viridiplantae, Streptophyta, Magnoliopsida, Sapindales, Anacardiaceae. The record is from RefSeq and is a predicted model, not a curated record.
CACAUCAAUAAUAUACCUUAAGGUUGAAUAUUAAUAGACAUGGUUAGGCUUGGCCGGACCUUGUCCAGCCGUAUUCUAUGCAGCUUGUUUCACCAACAUGCUGUAUCGUGUCAAAACCUGUCAAAAGGUGGACUUUGUGGGCUGUGCCAACCUGCAGCAUGGUAAGACUCAGAUGCAUGGCUUGAAUCUAAGCUCACCGGAUCCCAAACAGAAUCCGCCCUUAGCAUCAUUUUUACAACUUAUAAAAAAUAAUAUGAGCUGUAAGAAUUGAAGUUGAAGCACAAGGAUAAUGCUUCCCUUUUGGAAACAAAACUGAGAGAUGAUUAAGACUGAACUCAACUGGGCUUGCCUAAAAACUUGCAAGCCCAGACAAAUGUUCUCCUACACUAGUAAUUAAUUCAACAUUCAACUGAACCCAACUACCACAACGCACAAAGAAAUCAUCAACUUACUUGUACAUGAUGUGAUACUGCACGCACUAUUAUCACCAGUCACAUGAAGCCAACUUUUGUACAUCACACAAUUUCAAGCUGAAAGUGAUGUAAUGUUGAAGCAAAGAAAAUGAGAAUUAAAGAUGGUCUUUUGCUUUGAAGGUUGAAAUUAUCAACUUCUGUGACUGUCUGUGGUUGAGUGAAUGAAUUGAGUGGGGGUUGAGGCUGGAGAAAGAAAGAGAGAAGAGAGCAAGAAAAAGCCAAAAACAAUGUAGAAAGGGGAGAGAGAGACUCUUAAGGCUAGGGGAAGAGGGCAUGUGGAUGAGUGGGGGACACACCAAAGUCAUCAAUUAAGCCCUUUGAAAUUAUUGAGCUUGUGACAGGAGAGGAAGAAAAAGAAAGCCAAACAAAGUAAUUCUCUCUCUUACUUCACUGCUUAUACUUUGGACCUUAUGUCCUUAGCUAUUACUAUGCCCCUCUGCUCAACAGUGUAGUAUAAGUCACAAGGAAAAAGGAAAACCAAAAGAAGAAGUCAUUUACUUCUCAUACUGCUUCUGUAUUGGGCUUCUUUUUCAAGAAACACACUUCUCUGCUUUCUCUCUUCUCUCUCAAUCCAAUUUUUUUUUUUUGAAGAUGCCAAGACCAGGUCCAAGACCUUAUGAAUGUGUUAGAAAAGCAUGGCAUAGUGAAAGACACCAACCCAUGAGAGGUUCUCUCAUCCAAGAAAUUUUCAGAGUUGUAAAUGAGAUUCAUAGCUCAGCAACUAAGAAGAACAAGGAAUGGCAAGAAAAGCUCCCUCUUGUUGUCUUGAAAUCAGAAGAAAUUAUGUACUCCAAAGCCAAUUCUGAGGCUGAAUAUGUGGACCUUAAAACACUCUGGGACAGAACUAAUGAUGCCAUUAACACGAUUAUUCGACGUGAUGAGAAUUCUGAAACUGGAGAGCUACUUCCUCCUUGUAUUGAAGCUGCUCUCAAUUUGGGCUGCAUGCCAAGGAGAACAUCGAGGAGCCAACGGAAUAGUCACCCGAGGUGCUACCUCAAUUCUGGCACACAAGAGCACACCAGUUUAGAGAACAUGACUCAAGGAAAUCAGAAAGUUAAUCAACUCUACAUCCCACAUUAUUCUACUUGGAUGAAACCCACAAGCACAAAUUCAGCUCAAAAUUUUGCUGUACGAAGCGAUGUCAUCUCCAGUAAAAAACUUGCCAUUGCAUCUAAUAAUGUUCCUCCAUCAAUCAAUAAGCAAAAUUUUCCCGGUUUGAAUUCGCAUGCAGUUUACCCCUUGAUAAACAUUGAAGAACUACCACAUGGUUUUCAAAGUUUUCAUAACUCAACUUCUAACAGUAUGGAACCUGCCAAGGCCAUUUGCGUUCAGAACUCUUCAGUUAAGAGUGCUCAACCAUGUAUUAAUAUCAGCGAUGCUCCUGAAAACCCACAUGACAUUGGGUGUGAUCUAUCGCUUAGGUUGGGACCACUGUCUGUUCCUUCGCCUACUGUUGAGAAAUUUCAGCUACAACAGGUUAAAGAUGUUGUUUCUGGUUCUAUAGAGGGAAAAGAAAUUAGUGAUUGGACACCACUUCUGUGUAAACAGUUAAUUUUCUGUUCUAAAGGUAAUGUUGAUGGCCCAUUAGACAUGUGCUCAAGUCAGUGGAGUGAUGAGGGUAAUGUUGAUACAAGAGUAAGAAAGCGAAAGGCAGUUUCUAUUCACCCAUUAGAGGAUCAACAUUUUUGGCAUUCAAAGCUUCCAUAUAACCAGAUAACUGGAGGAAUGAAAGGUGCAGGUUUGUAGAUUGACUCUACUUACUUCAGGAUCUUGAUUCAAGUUCUUGAAAUGGUUUGGUGAAUGCGCAUUACUGAAGCUUUUUGUAGUCUUGCUGUACUCGAUAGUUUAUGUACAAUUAGUUGCUUGUUUCCGUUUGCACGAAACAAGAUGUAUAUAUUAACUAAGUUUCAACUAGAUGAAAUCAUGGUAAUAGGACUGGAGAAACCUUUUAUCUGAAUGGAUAGAAAUGUGUCGUUUCUUGUAUAUUGCUGUUAGUAAAACUUUCCAGGUUCGUAGUUCAACAUACGGAUAUUCCUAGUGGC